Messenger RNA from Protopolystoma xenopodis, 204 nucleotides. The record is from the annotation of a GenBank genome assembly. NCBI's taxonomy places the organism in Eukaryota, Metazoa, Platyhelminthes, Monogenea, Polystomatidea, Polystomatidae.
AUGCCCAAUUGGCCAGGCCGUGAGGGCAAAGAUGGCGACAACGGACGAAUAGGGUCUCCUGGACCUCCCGGACCAGCAGGGGAAAUCGGCGAAACCGGCGUCGCAGGACCUCGGGGGGAGCCGGGCAUCGUUGGCCUUCCCGGCAUGAAGGGAGAACCAGGAUUUCCAGGACUUUCAGGCCGUGUAUCCCCUGCGGUAUGUUAA